This is a messenger RNA of Gilbertella persicaria, 1929 nucleotides long. RefSeq lists its product as uncharacterized. Gene Ontology annotation, molecular function: zinc ion binding; DNA-binding transcription factor activity, RNA polymerase II-specific. The coding region runs from base 1 to 1929 and encodes 642 amino acids. Lineage: Eukaryota; Fungi; Mucoromycota; Mucoromycetes; Mucorales; Choanephoraceae. The record is from RefSeq and is a predicted model, not a curated record. The transcript is spliced from 4 exons. Gene Ontology annotation, biological process: regulation of DNA-templated transcription.
AUGGGGGGGAGAGCAGAGUGUCGAAAGAACCGUCGAAAAUGCAUACGUAUUGAUUCCAAUAGCCCAUGCGAAAGAUGCAAAGAUCUCGGUAAAGAAUGUGUAGAAGCUCUUGUAAAAGCAACCAUGAAAGCAAAAGGCUUGUCCGAAUCAGCAUAUAAUGCUCAUAAUUUACAAGAUCAAGUAAAGCAGUUGGAAAUGGAGGUUCAACACAUCGAAGCUGAAAUGAAGAGAUUAAGUAACCGCAGCAACAAUAAGUUGGUACCUAUGGGCCAACAGUAUCUACCACCUUCUGAUUUAUUUUAUAAAUGGAAAUUCAAAAUCAAAGAUGGCUUCUUUAGCAUAGAAACUGGCAUUCAAUCCAUCAGUGAAUUGAUCCCUCUUCAAUCAUCCUCUAUAUCUUACCUAUCGCCCAUCUACAGUAACAAUCCCGAAGAAAAUAUCUAUCUCGGAAAAGAUUCAAAUAUGCUAUUGAGCUUUCAUUGGGAAGAUGUGAACUGCCAGGCACCACAUUUUACAGCACGAAUUGCAACACGGUCUUUUGAGAGAAAAAAGACAAGCGAUCCUGAUGAAACCCUUUUAGCCGAAACACUCUUUAUUGACCCUCGCUCUACUGUUCAUGAAUUGGUGGAUGCCUUCUUCAAAUGCGAUAUUGUCUAUAACUCUCUGGUACAUGAAUCUAGUUUUAGAGCCAAGUUAUCCAUAUUACAAGAUCCACUCUUGGAUCUUACCACUCUCUCUAUUUGCUGCUAUGUGUGUACUACGCCUUGCAAUGAUGUCGCCCAUUCUUGGCGAAGAAAACGUCAUUUAGCUGAUUUCUUUUAUGUCAAAGCAAAAUCUGUUUUUCUUGACCAGUUUGAUGACUAUGAAAAGCGAUUGGAAAAUAUGGUUUCUGUCUGCUUAUUAUCUCGAUAUAUACACAUGACACUUCGGUUUUCGGACUGUUGUCGACUACUCGAAAUGGCUUUCCAAAUCAGUCUUGAUCUUCACAAAGAUUACAAUGCUUAUUUUGAGUCAGAAACAGAUAAGGAAGUGACUGACCAUGUUGAUGAAGCCCUGUUUAGUCGGUGUUAUUAUCUUAUUGUCAAUAUGCGUCGAGUAAUGCAAUUUAUUGCCAAUGAGUCUAUGAACGAACCUGAAUUUCGAUAUCCUCGGUGGCAGUAUUUGGUAGACGAAUCAGAAGAAACAAGACGUUAUGUUAGACUACAAAACUGGAUUUUGUCAAUUGUCGAUCACCCUUUUAUGUCUGCUUUUAAGAAACAAAUUCAUCGUGUCCAUAUUGGUAAAGUAUGUACAUUAAGCUUUGAAUCUAUUGUCAAAGCAGAUCAAGUCAUACAAGAAUGGGCAUCUUCUGCUCCUGAUGAAUUCCGCUUGUUUGAUGACUAUUUUGCUGUAGAAGCUUGCAAGGAAAUCAUUUGUAAGAUACAAGACCCUAUUCUCUUGGUAAACUUUUGUAACCUUCAUGUUCUCCAACUCAACAUCAAUUCAUCUAUGCUGCAACCCAUUGCUUUGAAUAACGAAUCCUCACAAUUGGCACAGUGUGUUUUGGAACAUUCAUUAAGUAGAUCAUUGACAGGAUGUCGUCUCUUGAUUUACGCGAUUAAACAGUUGUUCCACGCUUGCGGCAAUUACACUGUACUUGCGUUCGACAAUCUUUUAUAUACAUUUGAUGUGCUUAUGCUACUCUCUUUAUCUCCCAAUCAACAGGUGGCAGCAGAAGCCAAGUCAAUGAUGAAAAUUUGCUUUGAAGAAAUCAAGAACAUCCGUUUUAUGCAAGGAAUUAGUAUUCCUAAGGAAACUUCACCUAUGGCAAGCAUUAUCACUGAACAGUUCAAGGACAAGAAGUUUGAUGUAGACUAUUAUGAUAAAUACCCUCAUCCAUGGUUCGCUAUGAUGUUUGAUGCAAUUCAUGUUAUUACUUCCUGUACUUAA